AUGUCUACCGCGGGGGGUAGCUCAACACUGGCAGGAAGCCCCAGCAUUGAGAUUACAGAAAUCUGCGUUUCAUCCCAGCACAUCCUCAAAUCGGUCCAGCUUUCGAUUGGAUCGUUCGAGCGGGAAUCACCGUGUCUCCUAGGCGCAAAGACCCACAAAUUUGAGUUGCCAUCCCCCUGUCAAAGCAGUCAACUUUCGCCUUCAGAGUCCCUCUAUCUGAAAGUCCGAUUCCGCGGAUUGUUUCGUGCUGCGUCGAAGAACAAGAUACCUCUUGAUGAACUGCUAAACAAGGGGUGUGUGCACUUCUUCCUCAAACGCAAAAGCGCCCGGCUAAUGCUGGUGCGAUCGAUCUUAGAAUUCGACGAGUGGCGACCUGCAACCCACAACGGAUGCGUUAUUCAAGUUGGUCGAACGAGCGGUGUAGGGAAAUCUUCCCUCAUCCAUGAAUGCUUCGGCGUCAAGGCUACUACCGUGUCUGAUCUUAAAGCUGGCGUGUCAAAUAUCAAUAAGGAGCUCAUAGCAAAUGAAAACGUAAGGUUUAUUCUGCACGACAGUGAAGGCUUCGAGCCUGGGGAGGGUGAAAACUUUGGGAAAGUCGUCGAUUUUUUGCAAGCUCGGAAGGACAUGCCCAAUGUGAGGGAUCAGGUACAUGUUGUCUGGGUUUGUUUCCAAGUGUCCCUGUCUGAACGUGAUCGUUUGUUUGAGGCUAAGGUGGAGGAGCUAUUCCGCAUGAAGUCCAAAGGAGAACUUGGCCCUGUUCCUGUGAUCGCCGUUUUUACCAAAUAUGAUAAGUUGGUAGAGCAGGUUCAAUUUGGUAACAAUCUAGAGUUCUACAAACGCAACAAUCAUUUGGAUCGGGAAACCCGAAAUGCACGUCUUGCUGAGGAGACAACAGCAAAGUUCCAAGAAUUGUGUGUUAGUCCCUUCGAAAAGGCCGUUGGUAAAGACAUUCCGCAUAUCGCCGUCUCAAUCAAUAAAGAAUACAAGGAUACCAUGUUGGGCGGGCUUGUCCGUCUCACUGCUGACUGUGUUAAAAACUCCCUGGAGGUCGAUGUUGCUGAAGAUGUUGCACUGGUCUCUGCCAUCGCUCUACGCGUGAAUCCAGCUGUGAAGAUUGAUGCAGUGAUUGCCGUGAACUUUUCGGGGAAAACUAUAGAAGCAUGUCUUCGAGUUUUGCACACUGAUAUUGUGCGAGCCUGGAAUAUUCAGGAUCAAUUUGGGCAUCUCGAGAGCAAGGAGUUCAUGGCGUUAAUGACCACACUCGCCGAGGAGCUGUCGGAUACCAACAUGACAACUUUUCGCGCUUCCCCGCUGCUUAGUGCUUUAACUGCACUCGUGGUGGGUCUAUCUGAAACUGCCGAUCCUGUGGCAAUUCCAACUGUAGCCCUCGCAAAGUGGGCAGACGAUGUAUAUGAGCAAUCGACGCUUACGGUACGACGUCUGAUGGCGUACAUCGUUGAUUUCACCCUCAUUAUGCAACUCAUCUUCGGCCUCGUGGCUAACGCCCGACUGCCGCUUUCCCGUCGCCUGAUCAAGCUUGCCUUCGCCACCACUUGCAAAGAUGCUUGA
This is a messenger RNA of Laccaria bicolor S238N-H82, 1569 nucleotides long. RefSeq lists its product as uncharacterized. The record is from RefSeq and is a predicted model, not a curated record. The transcript has 14 exons. The coding region runs from base 1 to 1569 and encodes 522 amino acids. NCBI's taxonomy places the organism in Eukaryota, Fungi, Basidiomycota, Agaricomycetes, Agaricales, Hydnangiaceae.